This is a messenger RNA of Sceloporus undulatus (fence lizard), 2652 nucleotides long. RefSeq names its product mucosal vascular addressin cell adhesion molecule 1 (gene MADCAM1). Gene Ontology annotation, biological process: heterotypic cell-cell adhesion; integrin-mediated signaling pathway; positive regulation of lymphocyte migration. The record is from RefSeq and is a predicted model, not a curated record. Gene Ontology annotation, molecular function: integrin binding involved in cell-matrix adhesion. The transcript has 5 exons. Gene Ontology annotation, cellular component: membrane. Bases 129 to 1688 code for a protein of 519 amino acids. NCBI's taxonomy places the organism in Eukaryota, Metazoa, Chordata, Lepidosauria, Squamata, Phrynosomatidae.
UUGGCAGCAGCACACACUUGUCUGACCAGCUGGGAGGAAGGAAGGAACUAAAAGAAAAGGGUAACAGGCCCCAUACUACAAAAAUAAGACUCUGCACGUGUGUUGAUAUAUCUUCCAAAGCAAAAGGGAUGGCGUUGAUUUCUUUCGGGAUCCUAUUUAGCCUCGUCUGGUGUAACUGCGGUCUACCAGCGCCCACCUUGACCAUCCAUCCCAAGAAACCGCUGGUGGAGCGUGGAGGAUCCAUCCAGUUGAAUUGCUCCAUGGACUGUCCCGGAGGGAAGGUCCAGUGGGAGGGCCUGGACAUCGAAUUGGGCAACAUCAUCUCCAACCACACGUACAGCAUCCUGACGGUCACCAACGCCACCAUCAACAUGGAAGGCAUGAAGUUUUGCACGGGGCAAUGCAAAAAGAGGCCCUACCAGAACAAAGCGGCUUUGCAAGUAUACUCCUUCCCAGAUACUUUGCAACUGGAAUCCCAGCCGCAAAUUCUAACAGCCGGACAGCCAGCCCGCCUCUUCUGUUCCAUCAGCCACGUUUAUCCCCCCGGAGCCCUUACACUGAGCUGGUUUCGAGGAGCUGAGAAGCUGGAUGCUGCUCUGGAGGAGGAGGAGGAAAUGGAAGAUUCCCAAGAGCAGCUCUUUUUGUAUCGCUCCAUUCUCGAAGUCCCAACAACUGAGGAAGGCACGGCCUACAGAUGCAGGGCAACUCUGGAGGUCGAGGAGAAGACGUUCUCCAGAGAGAAGGUAGCAAACGUUACCCUCCAAGCUACUCAGGGAGCACCCAUCAUGACGGAGCAGACCACCUUGACCCUUGAGACUGUAAGAACAAGCCACCUGGCUCCUUCAGUGCCAUCCACCACCACUGAUAGGAUCUCAUUUGUGGCAGCCACCAGUGGUCUUCCCACUCUCCGUUUCACCAAGCCCCAUACCACAGUGGCACCUACAGUUUUGUCAAAAGCUAUCCCCUCACUGGAAUCUGUGUCCAAAACCAACAGCCCUGGCUUGAAGAUGGUGAACAGAACUGUCUCGCACAUAACAACUCCCGUUGCGGAGACGUGGAGAAGAUCCUCAGAGCCUGAGGCUCGGGUCAACUCCACCUUGACUCUGCUACAUGUGACAGCAGCUCCAGCUGAGCUUGGGGUUAGCUUGACAGACCAAGAGUUUACCAUCAGUCCUGCUUCCACUGACAACAGUCCUCUGCUCACAGUUGCUACAGAAAAGCUCCAUAUGUUCACUACCCCUGAAGAAGAUCUCUGCCAUCCAGUGAUCAAACUCAUCCCUCCCCAAGGUACCACAGGUGGAGCGCUCCGCAUCUCUUGCCACGUGACAGAGUGCAGAGACAGCAUCGAAAUCAAGUGGGUGGAAACUCCAGUGUCACAAGCCCAGUACAAGCUGGAAGAAGCUGAGGGACAGUCCACUUUGAUGGUUGAGAGCGUUGGCCUGGAACACCAGGGGCUCUAUCAAUGCAUUGCAAGGACCAGCCAGCCCCGGAUGGCAAGUGUCCGUGUUGUUGUGUCUGAAGAUAAAUUCAGUACUGACGCCCUCAUUGCCAUCGGAACUGCAGGGUCUCUCUUGGGAUUGGUUAUCACCGGCUACGUGUCCCGUCGGCUUUGGAGACAGCGAGGCGGCUAUAAAUGCGCAGCUCCAUCGCUAUCGAUGCUCUUUGGCACUCUCUCUGGCCAUCCAUGAAGUUUUGCUGGGACGAAUGACAUUGAAAGGAAAGCAGCUUUGAAGAAGACACAAACGCUGCACCAGGAGGGUCUGGGGUGCUGAGUUUUUCGUUGCUCCCCUCUGGAUUGUGCAUUUGGAAAAUGACAAGUCCAGUAUACUCCUUCUCCAGAGGAGGCACUUUAAUGACCCCUUGAUGGGCAUCAAACAUCCCAAGUGGGCUCAGCCUACCAGCUGGUUGCCCUCUCUGAUGUUUUCAUUUCAGAAAAGACUGCAGCAGUCAUGAUCCUAAACUUACUUUGGAGUCAGUCACACUGAACUCAGUGGAACUUUUCAAAAUACGUUUCAGCAGACCAGGUUAGGGCUGCAAAAGGUGGGCAGGUUUAUGGUUUUGAAUUUUGUAUAGGUACAGUCUGACUGCCAAGACUAGAAUGUAUGCUCUUCUAGUUCUAUUUUUUAAACCAUGAGCCUUUCAAAAUUGCAAACUGGCCAAGUAGGAACUAAACCUGAGACUUUUAUUCAUGUCAUGUGCGGAUUUUAUCGGCACAUGUUGCACCAGAAGCAACAGAGUCUAAAUGAGAAACAGUGCUUUCUAGGCACAUUGAUGGAAGGCAGGUCCAUUCAUCUGCUUUAUGGUAGCCAAGUUUAGAAUGUCCAUUUCUCUGUCUGGUAUCAUUAUGGAGAACAACUAGCCACCCUAUCUGCUUUUCCAUGUCUGUCUUUUGGAAACCAGGGGUGGGAAUUUCGGGUCCCUCCAGAUGUUUUUGGGCUGUACUUCCCAGCAGCCAUAGCAAGUGCAGCCAAUGGGAGGAACGCUGGAUCUUGCAGUCCAAAAACACGUGAAGGGCUGAAUCACUCCUACACCUGUAGUUCGAUAUGUUCAAAUCAACUGCUUGUAUUUAUAUAAGGCAUUUCGGUUGUACAGAUUUGGGGGGUUUUCUGUAUGGAGAUUGUAACUGAUGCCAUUAAACGUCAUCCUCCCUCC